This is a messenger RNA of Panicum virgatum (switchgrass), 402 nucleotides long. Its product is annotated as cytochrome P450 89A9-like. Bases 1 to 402 code for a protein of 133 amino acids. Lineage: Eukaryota; Viridiplantae; Streptophyta; Magnoliopsida; Poales; Poaceae. Gene Ontology annotation, molecular function: oxidoreductase activity, acting on paired donors, with incorporation or reduction of molecular oxygen; iron ion binding; heme binding. The record is from RefSeq and is a predicted model, not a curated record. The transcript is spliced from 2 exons.
AUGGAGCUCGUUUCUUCCCUUCCUCUCUCACGACCGCUGCCCAUUCUCCGGCCCUAUCCCGCGCUUCCACCGCUCGCCCUCCUCCUGCCCCUCGCCGCGCUCCUGAUCGCGAACCAGCGCGGGGCCCGUAGGAGCAAGAACGGCGCUCGCCUCCCACCGGGCCCGCCGAUCCUGCUGCUCCUCGGCAACCUGCUGCUCCUCGGCAACCUGCUGCUGCCGAGGCGCUCCUCGUCCGACGUGGAGGCCCUGCUCCGGCACCUCGUCGCGCGGCACGAGCCUGUCGUCUCACUGCGCGUGGGCUCCACCCUCUCGAUCUUCGUCGCCAACCGCUGCCUCGCACACGCGGCCCUGGUCGGGAGCGCGCUCGCUGACCGCCCGGGGAGGCCCGUGGGGGAGGGCUAA